Rosa chinensis is the source of this 600-nucleotide messenger RNA. RefSeq lists its product as uncharacterized. The transcript has a single exon. The coding region runs from base 117 to 389 and encodes 90 amino acids. The record is from RefSeq and is a predicted model, not a curated record. Lineage: Eukaryota; Viridiplantae; Streptophyta; Magnoliopsida; Rosales; Rosaceae.
CAUUGUUAUCUAUCUCAUCAAUACACUCAAAACAUUCAUAUCAACCAGUGAGAAACCCAAAACACUCAAAACAAAGAUUUAGUGUUUCAAUCAGAAGAGAAAAGAAAUCGAUCACCAUGAGUAAUACCUCAAGAACAAGCAAGGCUAUUGUUGCCACAACUGUCGGAGUUGUGGAAGCAUUGAAGGAUCAAGGAAUCUGCAGAUGGAACUCCACCAUUAGAUCCAUGCACCAACAAGCCAAGACCCAGUUCAGGUCCUUUUCUCAGGCCAACACCAAGCUAUCUGCUUCUUCAACCUCGGCUUUGAGCAGAGUCCGAGAUGAAAAGGUCAAGAAGUCAGAGGAGUCUUUGAGAACAGUCAUGUUCUUGAGCUGCUGGGGUCCCAACUAGGAGUCCAACCAAGAACAGGAUUACAUAUUUAUGGAAGCCAUUGCUGGUUACAUAGAGCUUGGGCUGAACAAGAAUGAAACUUUUCGAUCCAUCACCAUGGCUGUAAUUAGAUGGAAGGAAAUUGUCUCUUGUCUCUGCAACAGGAGCAAAUUGAUGUAGAGCUUUGUUAUAACUAUUGACUAUUUUUAUAAAGCUUUUACAUGUCUGAGAA